UGAUAAUGGCUGACCAGAUAGUGACGGCGGUGAUAUACGAUAGCCCCGAUGUCGGAUCGUUCCACUCGAUUCCGCACGCGUGACUCCGGACGUUGCGUUGAAGCGUAACUGUUGUUUAAUACUUUUCUGUUUUUGACUUUUCAUCUAUCUCUGAGAGAAGAACUCUGGUGUUACUCGCGGUCGGGAAAAAGUCCAAGUAGAUAAGCGAAGUGAAACGCGUCAGUUAGAGGGCCAUCGCGGACGAGGUCGGGAUCGCCCUCGGACUCCUCGGGAGUACGGAAACGUCCUUCUUCGGAAAGAAGAAUUUCUCCUUGAACAAAUAGGCCAGAGACACUUGGAGGGAAAUGGAGGAGAGGGCGGAGGAGGGCACGGGAAUGAUUAACGGAGCUCCUGUGCGUCAGGAAGGCAGGAAGCUGUGGCAGUACCUCGCAUCCAUUUCCGCCUGCGUGAUGUCGGUCGGCGUCGGCACCGCUCUGGCUUGGACAUCCCCCGUUCUGCCCCAGCUGUACGAGGAGAAUUCAUGGUUGGUUAUCACCAAGGAACAAGGAUCCUGGGUGAGCUCGCUUCUGGCCCUGGGCGCGAUAGCGGGUGCCGUUCCGUCCGGAAAGAUGGCCGACAUACUCGGACGGAAGAAAUCGCUUCUUUUGCUGGCGGCUCCGUUCCUCCUGUCCUGGGCGAUCAUCAUACUCGCUUCGAGGCUGUGGCUGAUCUACGUGGCCAGAUUCGUGGUCGGUAUCGCCGUAGGGGCAGCCUGUGUCGUCGUUCCGACUUAUCUCUCCGAAAUCGCGGAGACCUCGACCCGAGGCACCCUCGGCGCCAUGUUUCAACUGUUCCUCACCAUUGGGAUCCUGCUGGCCUUCAUACUCGGAUCUGUGAUGAGCUACACGGUGUUCGCCAUAGUCUGCGCCCUCAUAGAGGUCGGCUUCUUGGCUAGCUUCAUAUGGAUGCCGGAAUCGCCCGUUUGGCUGGUGAAGGAAGGGCGGAAACCGGAAGCCGUGAUGGCGAUGGCGGUCCUUCGAGGAGAUUCUUACGACCCGUCUGCGGAACUCGCGGAGGUGCAACGACAAACCGAGCAGGUGGCGUCGAGAAAGUCGACUAUAUUCGAUCUGAUACGAACCACGGCAGCCAGAAAAGCUUUGCUCGCUACGUUAGGCAGCAUGCUCUUUCAGCAAUUGUCCGGCAUAAACGCGGUGAUCUUCUAUACCGUCACCAUCUUCCAGGCAUCCGGAAGCUCGAUACCGCCGGAAGUCGCCUCUAUAAUCGUGGCAAUUGUUCAGACGGUGAUGACCGUUGUAGCAGCUCUGAUUGUGGAUCGCGCCGGAAGGAAGCCGCUACUAAUAUUCUCCUCAAGUGUCAUGAUGGCUAGCCUCGUGGCCCUCGGUUCGUAUUUCAAUAUCAAGACGAACGGAAGUGACGUUAGUAAUCUCGGCUGGCUACCUCUCACGUCCAUGACGCUAUAUAUGAUCUCCUUUUCCGUCGGAAUGGGUCCGAUACCGUGGAUGCUGAUGGGCGAACUGUUUCCCGCCGAGACCAAGGCAGUCGCUUCCGGUAUUGCCGUGAUGCUGAAUUGGUUCCUAGUAUUCUUGGUGACGAAAACCUUCCCGAUGAUGAACGAGAAGUUGGGCGCGGACAUUACUUUCUGGAUCUUUGCCACGAUUAUGGCGGCCGGCACCGCAUUUAUAUAUUUUUUCAUACUAGAAACUAAGGGAAAAACUACGCAACAAAUUCAGGACGAAUUGCAGGGCAUCCGAAGAUAAAGGCCUGAAUCACAUCGACAAAUUUUCGCAUCGAUUGUCGUGUCGAUAAAAACAUUUAUUACAAGAAAUAUAUUAUCUUGAGCGAGUAUUGCAGCAAAAAAGUUUUGCUGCAAUAAACUGCCAAAAGAUACGUAGACAAAUAACGAAAAAGUCUUUUUAAUAAUAAUAAAUAUAUUGAGAAGUGAGUGAGAAAGUUGUCGAAAAGAAAGUUAAGUUUUAUGAAUGAGAUUUAUAAUUUCUUUUUCUUUUAUCUUUUAUAUAAAUUAUCUCAUGUUUGAACAUUAUUAAUGAGUUUAUUAUUAUAUUUAUAUAUUUAUGAAUUUAUUAUUACUGAACAUAUUAAAUCUUUGUUUAGAUAAUUUUUAUUUGGGAUUUAUUAAUGUGUAUUUAUUAAUGUGCGACAAAGAUAAUCUUUAUCAGUUGUAUACAUUUGUUAAUUAUCAAUUAGACACAUGCAUUAUCAUACGAAAAAGAUAAUACUUAAGAACCAUCUUUUACUUAUUUGCCAUUAAAUAUUUCAUAAGCUUAAAUUAAUAAAUAAUUUCAUUUUGAAAUUUUCUGCAAUUAAUACUAAAUGUGCAACUAUAA
Messenger RNA from Pogonomyrmex barbatus (red harvester ant), 2345 nucleotides. Its product is annotated as facilitated trehalose transporter Tret1. Lineage: Eukaryota; Metazoa; Arthropoda; Insecta; Hymenoptera; Formicidae. Gene Ontology annotation, molecular function: sugar transmembrane transporter activity. Gene Ontology annotation, cellular component: membrane. The record is from RefSeq and is a predicted model, not a curated record. Gene Ontology annotation, biological process: carbohydrate transport; transmembrane transport.